AUGGGGAUGCUGUCAAUUCGAUUAAAGCCCAAUUUUUUGGGUUUAUUAAAGUUUUUAAACAGUAUGAACUGGUUUAUAGUGUUUUUUAGUUUAAUAAAUUUAUCAAUGUGUAUCUAUGAGGAUCAAAUUGGCAAAUUUGACUGGCGUCAAACAUAUGUGGGACGAAUUAAAUUUGCACAUUUCGAUACAGUGACUACUGCUAAAAAAAUAAUAGUAGCCACAGAGGAGAAUGUUUUAGCUGCCCUAAAUCUGAAGACUGGUCAGGUAAUGUGGCGUCAUGUAUUUGAAAGUGCAAGCUCAGGGAAUAUUCAAUUGUUGCAUCUUAGUGAAGGGGAUAAAGUGACUACAGUCACAGGUUCCAAUCCCUAUUUAGUGAGAGGUUGGGACCCAGCCACAGGGGUAUUACAAUGGGAGUGGCCAAUAUCAUUGGUAGACAAUGAAAGGGCGCAUCUAUCUGAGUGGUGGGUGCAGAAUGGCAUGUUGGUGCACUUGUUACCAGCUUUUGGAUCUCACUUGGAAGUUACCAUGUAUAAUCUUAUGACGGGAGCGAAUAGGGGCGCUACAUCUAAGUUACCUGCUGGCUGGAUUAAUGAUGGAUGCGUUCUAACCCCACCAUACUACACUUGUAUAUCAGGAAACAUGGGAGAAUACAUGCUCCUAUCUCUGGACGUUACCUCAAAUGCCGUCCAGAUAAUAAGCAAGCCAUUGUCAAGUUAUUUCCAAGCUAAUGAAGUUAUAGAGGGUAACUUGAGGCCGCUUGAUGGUAAUAGUGCUGUACCAGGCUUCAUUAUUGACGAUAAGAGUGUAGUCGUGAUUAAGAAUAAUGAACUGCAAGCAUUGGGUGUAAGAUUGGCGGAUCAGAUGGCAACAGUAACUGUAAUUGAUGGAGCUUACGGACAGACGUUGAUGCAGUCUUGGAGUGAUGAGAAUAAGGGUUUCUCACUGACAGCACACAAUGCGGCAACAGGGAAAGAAAUACCAGAAAUCAGUAUAACGAACCCCACCCUUCACAUACCGGACCCAGAAAUAUUAGACGUUGUUUGUAUGAACACGGCGCGGGAACUGCCCGCGUGUAGGAUAUUAAUCAACGCUGGUGAUGACGCCAUUCAUUUGGUACAACAAGAAGGUCGCGUGUUGUGGACCAGGGAGGAAGCGUUAGCAAACAUAGUAGCUGCAGAGUUUGUUGAUUUGCCUGUGUCAGACACUGAUGCCGCCCUCGAGUCAGAAUUUGAUCAGAAAGAAGCUGCCAAGGUGUACAGUUCAGUGUGGGCAGCGUUCGUUCGUCGCUUGCAUACCCAGUACCAGCAGUUGCAGACCUUGAUGCAGAACUUGCAGAGUGAGGGCGCCGUGCAAGAAACACCAACGUCAUUAGUCAGGGACUACUUCAACCUGCACAAGAUCAUUGUGCUGCUCACUGAUGUGGGGAAGAUAUAUGGUAUGGACAAUCUUUCGGGUGAGAUUCUCUGGCAACGCUACGAGCCUAGUCUCAACACGCAGUCAGCUGUUAUGUUCACCCGCCGGAGCGCCAGGCAUCAGCCUUACGACGCGUACCUCACUAUUUUGGGAAAACAUGAGGAAACCGGCAAUGGUUACAUAAUCAGCUUGAAUCCGAUUCGCGGAACACUAGUGGGCGAGGGGCGUUUGAGACUGGACGUGCGCCUGCUGCAGUGUGCUCUGCUGCACACUCCCGACGCGGAGCGGCUGCACGCGCUGGUGCUGCUGGACGAGGACGAGGCUGUGCAGGUGUUGCCAGUUUCAGCGACGCCGCUGGUGCGUGACUUGUAUAUGUAUGUAGCUGAAAAAGAAACUGGCCAACUCAGGGGAUACGCGCUUAAGUAUGAUGGACGGCAAGUGGUGGCGCAACGCACGUGGUCCCUCGCGCCCGGCGGCCCCGGCGCGCACAUCGUGGCGCUGGCGGGCAAGAGCCGCAGCGCGCGCGUGCACUCCGCCGGCCGCCCGCUCGCCGACCGCAGCGUGCUCUACAAGUACUCCAACCCCAACCUGCUGCUCGUGCUGCUGGAGAGGCCCCAGGACAUGACGGUGACGGCGGUGGCGCUGGACGCGGCGAGCGGCGCCGUGGCGGCGGCGGCGGCGCACCGGCGCGCGCGCGCGCUGCCGCUCGCCGUGCACGCCGACAACGCGCUCGCCUACCUCUACCGCAGCGACAAGCACCGCCGCGUCGAGAUCGCGACGAUGGAGCUGUACGAGGGCAAGGAGCGGUGGGAGGCGGCGGGCGCGCGGGUGAGCGCGUUCGGGCGCGCGCGGGCGCCGCGCGUGGAGCGGCAGGCCUACAUCCUGCCCGCCGCGCCGCGAGCGCUCGCCUUCACCGCCACCGAGCGCGCGCUCACCGACACGCACCUGCUCUUGGCCCUAACAUCGGGUACCAUAAUGGAGCUCCCGUGGGCCUACGUGGAGCCGCGGCGGCCGCUGGCCGGCGAGCCGCGCGAGGAGGGGCUCAUCCCCUACGCGCCGGAGCUGCCGCUGCCGGCCGAGGCGGCGGUCAACUACAACCAGACCCUGCCGAGGGUCCAAAAUAUAUACACGGCGCCGUCGGGACUCGAGUCCACUAGCUUGGUGCUGGCCACUGGCCUGGAUCUCUUCUACACACGGGUGGCGCCAUCGAAAACGUUCGACCUGCUCAAAGACGACUUCGACUACCACCUCAUAACGAUAGUGCUGGCGGCUCUCGUAGUGGCCACCUACAGCACCAAGUUCUUCGCGUCGCGGAAGAUGCUGAAGAUGGCGUGGAAGUGAUGCGGUGUGUGCGGGGGGAUUUGAACUGUAUCGCUUCACAUUUAGAGGUCAUAUUUGAACGUCUAUAUUGGUCACUUAUGAUUUUGUUGUAUUUUCAAGGAUUACGUCCUAUUCCGUUCUGACUUCUCUCUCUCUCUCUUCUGACGCUUUAUAAAGUUCUGGUGGUUUUUUACCUGUGACGUCACAAAUUCUUCUCUAUAAUCUUGCAAUGAAACGGUGUACCUGCGAUGUAUGGUAGAUAUCAAAUAUUUUACAUUUAUCUAGUGCUUAGUCGUAGAGAGAUAAUCGUAAUUUUUAUAUAUGAUUGCCAGUUUUAAAUAUUUUAACGACUAUAGUUAACGUAAUAUUAUACCAGAGCGUAUUUUGCUUGUCGCAAUAGUACGGACGAACGGUUUUUAUAAAGAGUAGAAUAAUAUUUUAUCUAUAUUAUAAAUUAUGUCAUAAGAAAUCAACAAUGAUUUAAGCAAUAAUUUCCAAUAUUAAAAAACGCCUUAAGCGGGCGGUAACAACAGGCGUUCUGCUUGACGAUCACAAAAUUCGUAAAAAAACAUCUUACCCUUAAAUAAAACCUCUUCUAUUUGGUGCAUAUUAUAGUAUAAAACAAUAUACAUUAUCAAGCAGAAUGCAUAACAUCCUCCACUGCCAAUCUUUACAGUUCAAAUUCCUCUCUAGAUAAUUUAUAGAUUUGUGAAUUGUGAAUGUGUGCGUGUUUAUAUAUUAUAUAAGUUAUAUUUAAUUGUGGGCGAAGUGUGUCAAAGUGAGAGUUUUAGUGUUAGGGCGGAGAGUUACAUAUUUGCAAUAUUAACAUACACUAGCGGUAUUCUUACUAAAUUUUUUCCUAGUUAUUAUAUGGUUCUAUGUGUAUAUCUGUUAUUUUGUUUGUAGUGUGGGGUAGUUUUUUGUUCUUUUUUUUUUUUUUUGGCUUGUCUCUUAAGUCAUGAUAUUUAAGACAAAUCUCUUCAGGAUUUUAAAUACAUUUAUUUGAAAUUAUAACGUUGAAAAAAUGUUUUCGAGGAAUGAAACAAACAAAAUGUUUGGGUUCUUUAUUAAUUUAUGUAAUCGGAGUGUUUGAACGAUUAGUUUUAUUAUAAAAGAGUAAGGAGAGAACGAAGUCGGUCUCAGAUUGUACCAAAUAUAAUCUCAUUUUGGCACAGUUCGCUUCGGAGCGUCCAUGUUUUGUCGGUCUUUUAUCUCUACUUGAUGUGCAGCAACGUUUAAUUGAAUAUAUAAUAUAUUUAUAUACUAUUAGACGCUCGUCCCGGCUCUGCCCGAAUAUCAAGACCCCAAGGGAGCAUUUGAUCGGUAUAAAAAGUAUCCUAUCACCCAAGUCAGCGCAUAUCCAGUCUGUAUACGAAAUUUCAUCAAUAUCCGUUCAGAAGUUAUAGCGUGAUUGAAGGACAAACAUCCAAGCAAACAAACUUUCACAUUUAUGAUAUUAGUGUGAUAGCGUGAGUUUAAAGGCCGAGUGAUCUAAUAACCCUAAACAAGCAAUUGGCUAAAAUAAAAUCGGGUUAAAUACAUCUUGUUUCAUUUACAUCAUGUAGCAACUACGCUUUACCUGUCGUGUUCCCGACAAAGCAAUAGAUAAACUUUUAUAACAGAAAAGCUUCUACCAAUACUAUAAUGUACUAGUGUAUUUUCUUAAAUACAUAAGAUAUAAGACCGAAAUGUGGAUGUUAUAAAUGUUCGUGGUGAACAUGUAAUAUGUACUGUAAAGGCAGUAUAUUAAGUUCCAAUAGACAAAUAUACGAAAUGAAUUUUAAAAAAGUAAGGUGUAAAUCAAAUAUACGCAUAUAGAAAUUCAAACUUGCACUCAUCAAUAUCAGAAUAGUUAUGUGAUGGAUGCUAUAAUAUAAAGAUUUUAAUAUACCUUUAUUAUUACUAUUAUAGUUAGUGCAAUUUAUGCUGCGUCCACACGGAUCCAAUCCAUGUUUACUAAACUAACUAAUAAAAUAUGGAUUAUUCACAAAAUAUCGAGUCUUUUGAAUAAGAACGUAGUGUGGACGCAGCAUUAGAAAUAAAUAUAUUUAAAGGUGGUUCGUAUUUUGUAUUUAUUGAUGAAACCAUUCCAAAAACAGUUUAUUUAUUUAUUUUUGAUCGAUUAACGUGCAUUAUUUUUAAACUUUUUUGUUGUGAAUAGUAAGAAUUUACUCCUGUAAAUGGAGCACUAAUUCCUAUCAUUUAUGCUUUAAGACCUUACAUCGAAUACAAUAUAAUGUAUAUUUGCGUUGUUUGUUUACUUUAUUAUUUUAAAUAAAUUACUUUCAAGUAAAGAAUCUUACGUUUUCUAGGAAAUAUUUAUUGAGAACAAUAUCGAUUUAAGUUUCAAAUGGUUUACUAUUUGCAAAAGGAAAUAAAUUAUUUGUAUUUGUAUGUAUUUAAAUAAAUAUUGUUUUAAUAAACAGAAUUUUUGGGUGUUUCGGUUUGUCCCGGUGGUAGACUUUUGUUUUAAUUUAUGUAUACAUGGUUAAGGUAAUUUACAUUAAAAUAAAAUAUAAGAACAAUAUAAUAAUCUAUGACACCAAUUAAGUGCUAGUGUUUCCAGUAAUAAAAUGCAUUUUUCGUUGCCAUUUAUUAAGCCAAUUGUCCAAUUUCAAUGAUACCUAAUUGACUAAAUUAAGAAAAAAAAUCGGAAAUAGAUACAUCGUCACCCUAUAAAUUCUUGUGAAGUAUUUAUCUCUUAACUAACGGACUCAUAAUACAUAUAAAUUACAAGAUUUAUUGGAAAACAGGACCUAAAGUUAAGGUAACUUGAGGUUAAUGUGCUAAACAAUAAGGCAUUUUUUAAAUUGGACAAAUCGUAAGCAUAUAAAAUUUUGUACGAAGCCAUCUCUACACAACAGACUGUAAUGUAAAGUAAUAUUGAGCCUUAUAAAUGUACAAGUGUAUUGUAUAUUACUGAAGCUAUAUGAAGAAAUAAUAGACGUUUUUAAAGAAAUAAACCCAAAUUAGUAGUUGCUCAUUCAAGGUUUGUUAUUUAGCAGUAAGGUUUACAGUAUUAUGGGCUGUACGUUUUUUUUAUCAAAUAUGUAUGAAAUUUUACAAUCGGUUGCUUUUCACGAUUUCACUGUUAUUACUAGGAAUACUUAUAAGUAUUAGGCGAGUGUCCAGGUAUCAAGUAAAUGAUUGUAUCGAGAUAUUUUUUACGAAAUAGUGACUGGUUGUUUGAAUUUGGAGUUUCUAGUACUUCUAAAGGAUUUUGCUUUGAAUGUGCUUGAAUUAAGGUUCUAUGUUUAAGACAAAUUUUCUAAGGAUACCUCCCUCGUAAAAUCCGUACCAUAUCGUUACUGGACACCUGAGUAAAUGUUGUUUUAUGGUUCGUGUGUUUUAGCGUUAAAACGGUAUUUAUACACUUAACUUCGCUUAAAUCCUUUGUGUUUGGAACAUUACCUGUAAAAUAAAAAUAAUGAUAACGUUUUUUUUCCUUCAUGGAAAAUGGUACGGACCCCAACAAAUACACAUAAUUGCUUAUUUCUAUGUUUAUUACAUUCAAUAUUGUUAGACUGGAACUGCAUCAAUCUAUAAUCUUGUUGCAAAAUAUAUAGCAGAUAAAUAUACGUUUGUUUUCAGUGACAUUGUUUUUAUAAAAUAAAUUUGAAUUACCUACUGCC
Molecule: messenger RNA, 6365 nt
Organism: Zerene cesonia (dogface butterfly)
Lineage: Eukaryota; Metazoa; Arthropoda; Insecta; Lepidoptera; Pieridae
Gene: EMC1
Product: ER membrane protein complex subunit 1
Exons: 17
Coding region: 1-2754 (917 amino acids)
Biological process (GO): protein folding in endoplasmic reticulum
Cellular component (GO): EMC complex
Molecular function (GO): protein binding
Source: RefSeq, a predicted model, not a curated record